Molecule: messenger RNA, 10269 nt
Organism: Brassica napus (rape)
Lineage: Eukaryota; Viridiplantae; Streptophyta; Magnoliopsida; Brassicales; Brassicaceae
Product: putative F-box protein At2g02030
Exons: 1
Coding region: 7977-9275 (432 amino acids)
Molecular function (GO): protein binding
Source: RefSeq, a predicted model, not a curated record
GAUUUGAUCUCGACGGCACUAGUAUCCCGUAUCGAUCCAAUUUGUGUACGUGUGGAUACCGGUAAAGGUACAACAUUUGGAGUGCUAGAAUUCUCGACUUGGUUUAUUUAUCCUUCCGCUGCGAGUAACUAGGUAUAUCCGAAACUCUAAGAUCUAAGUUUAAUUUCAGUAUUGACAUGAGAUUCUAGGCAUAUGAAUUCAUAGGUUGAUUUAUAAAUCUUAUAAACCGGUAUGAAUUCCUACAGUCGUAUCAGAGCCUAUUUGUUUAAUACUGAAAUUAGAUCUUGUUAAAUCUAUAAUUUGGUAUAGAUAAUAAAUUGAUAUGCUCGCAUGUUAAGAAAACCUUAAUUUGAUUACGGUACAAAUACCUUAAUUUCAAGUACUUUUGAUGUCUACCCAAUCUUAUCAACUAUCAAGGCUCAUUUCGUUGUAAGAUGGGCUUGCCAAAGCAAGGUGUCUGCAAUUACAUGCGUGAGGUAGAUGGUAACGGUUACCAUAUGAAUAUAAGAUUGGUUUACUUGACUAAGCUAUCAAAACAGUUUUGGGCUUAGAGACAUAGGUUGGAUAAGACAUAAGAUGUCAUCUGACAACCAAGAAUUAUAUUGGAUAUAAUUAGCAAAGUGUUGCUUACCUAAAUAGCUAAACAUUCGGGCGAUGAGCCAAAGCUCACUCGAAUUUUAGUGAAAUAUGGAUCUUGGAUUAUUAUAUUCAUUUGAGGAAAAUGUUUUGAAUAUAAUAAGAGUCUUCUUAAUUGUUAAGAUUUCUCUAAUUCAUGAACAUCAUAUUAAUAUUUGCUAUUCUUCUAUUCCAGAAAUGUCAACUCCCCACUGUUCAUUCUCACUGCGAUCUGUCCUUGAGAAGGACAAAUUGAAUGGGUCGAACUUUCUUGAAUGGUAUCGAAACUUGAGAAUUGUUCACAAACAGAAGAAAAAUGACUAUGUUCUAGAAAAAGUUCUUCCUGAAAAACCUAAAACCAAUGUCCAACAUGCUGAAAAAAAAUGCUUAUGAUAAGCAUGUUAGUGAUAGGGUCGAUGUGUGUUGUCUUAUGUUGGCAACCAUGAACUCAGAUUUGCAGAAGCAAUAUGAGAACGUGGAUUCACCAAUUGACAUGAUCACUAGCCUGAAAGGUAUGUUUCAGGAGCAAGCUCGAACUGAGAGAUACCAAACGGUCAAGUCUCUCAUUGAGUGCAAGCUACCAAUAGAUGGUCCAGUUAGUCCACAUGUCAUUAAGAUGAUGGGUUAUAUUGAUAACUUGGCUAAGCUGGAUUGUCCUAUCAGCCAAGAGUUGGCGACUGAUCUAAUUCUACAGUCAUUGCCGUCAAGCUAUGAUCAGUUUGUUAUGAACAACAACAUGAACAACUUGACUAAGACUUUGACUGAGCUGCAUGGGAUGCUUAAAACAGCUGAACCCAACAUCAAGAAGGAUACCCCAAAUGUUCUUAUGGUAAGGUAACAAGUUUAAGAAACAAGGUAAGAACAAAGGAAAUGGUAAGUCAGGCUGGAUUGCGAAUCCGAGCAAGUCUGAUCCUUCUCCUAAGUUUAAGCCUGGUCCUUCUAAUGUUGAUAAGUGCCAUUAUUGUAAUGGCCCUGGACAUUGGAAAAGAAACCGUGAGAAAUACUUGGAAGAUCUGAAAAAGAAGAAGAUUUCUGAAACGUCAUCUUCAGGUAUUUAUGUUAUAAAAGUAAAUGUUACUAUUUCUGAUUCAACUCCUUUGGUAUUUGAUGCCAGUUGUGGUGCUCAUAUUUGUGAAAUAUGCAGGGCCUAAACAACAGUAGAAUCUUGGAGAAAAGAGAAGUGGACCUGCAUGUGAGAAUGAAGCAAGAGUUGCUGUGUUAGUUGUAGGAACAUUUAUUUGUCUUUGUCUUCAGGCAUGGUUUUGGAAACUAAGAAUUGCUACUAUGUAACUGCUAUAAGCAGAGAUAUUAUUCCUUGUUUGGAUUUGGAAGGAUUUCAUUUUUCCGAUUAAAGACAAGCGUUGUUUAUUUAAUUAUUGUGAUAUCUUUUUGGUAGCAGUCCAUUAGAGAAUGGAUUUUAUGUUCUAGACCAAAGCAUGCAUGUUUAUAGCAUUAGUACCAAAAGAUUCAAGUCUAACGACAUGAAUCAAACUUUCCUUUGGCAUUAUCUUUUGGACAACAUAAGUGAGAAACACAUUCAAAAGCUUCAUAGUGAUGGACUUUUGAGCUCAUUUGAUUACGAAUCACAUGAAAAAUGUGAAUCUUGUUUGUUGGGUAAAAUGACUAAAGCUGCUUUUACUGGACACAGUGAAAGAGCUAAGAGCUUAUUGGAACUUGUACAUAUUGAUGAAUGUGGAACAAUGAGUAUAAAUGUUAGAGAAAAUUAUCAGUACUUCAUGGUUAUGUUUAUAUAGAAACAUAAGUCUGUAUGUUUUGAAAAGUUCAAAGACUUCCAGAAUGAAGUACAUAAUAAGCUUGAUAAGAAAAAUAAAGCAUUUUGAUCCGAUCGAGGUGUCAAAUAUUUGAGACAAGCGUUAUAUGAUCAUCUGAGAAAAUAUGAAAUUGUUUCACAACUCACCCCUUUGGAAACACUACAGUUGAAUGGUGUAUUUGAAAGGGGAAACCAAACUUUAUUAGAUAUAGUUCGGUCAAUGAUGAGUCAUGCAGAUCUUCCAUUAUAUAUCCUUUUGGGUAAACACUCUAGAAAAAUAUGUGUUUACUUUUACAAACCCACCGAGAUCAAAGUGUUUGUUGAUCGGAUUGGUGUUUUCUAGAAAGAGAAUUUAUUUCCAAGAAGAACAGUGGGAGUAAAGUACUUCUCGAAGAAGUUCGAGAAACGCAUGAGGUUAAUGAAAGACAUGGGACUAGCUGCACAUAUUCUUGGAAUAAGAAUCUAUAGAGAUAGAUUAAAUAAGCAUAUUGGAUUAUGUCAAGAUACUUAUAUCGAUAAGGUCUUGUACAAAUUCAAAAUGCAUGAUUCCAAGAAAGGCUUCUUACCAAUGUUUCAUGACAUAACUCUCAGCAAGACUCAGUGUCCAUGUACACAUGAUGAGCAAGAGCACAUGAGUAGAAACACAUGUGCUUUGAGUAUAAAGAGUCGAUAUCAUUCUGAUCCAGGUGAAAUUCACUGGACAUAAGGUCAAUAUUAUCCUCAAGUAUUUGAGAAAUAUAAGGAUAAGUUUGGUCUAUGGUGAAAGUGACGAGCUUGCUGUAAGUGGUUACAGCGAUGCCAGUUUUUCAAAAUGACAAAGAUGAUUUUCGAUCACAAGUUGGUUCCAUCUUUUGUUCUAAUGGAGGAGCGGUGAGUUGGAAGAGUUCCAAGCAAAGCACCUUAGAAUAGCCUCAAUGGAUGCAAAUGUUGUUGAUCUAUUGACCAGGCCUCAGGCCUCUUCCAUGGCCUAAGUAUGAGAGUCAUACUGUAGUCAUGGAUAUUAAGUUUCUUAAGAUGUGAUCUUGAUUUUAGUGGGAGGUUUUUUUUUUUUAUGAUAUGAUGUUCAUAUUGACAUACAUUUGAUUAUGUAUUCAAACUAAUGAAAUUGUUUCAGAUUUAUUUGAUUAUUGGAUAAUUAAAUAAAAGUCUCAAACUAAUUUAUAUCAUUCUUAUAGGUCAUCAAGUACGUGACUUGAUCAUGAAACUCUAUAAGUGAAAGAUGAUAUAAGUUAUUUAGGUCCCUAGUCAAGUUUGUUAACAUGGUACAUUAAUAACCAAGCAUGACUAGUAUGUGAGGUGAUUGAUGACUAAGUUUCAUGGAGUCAUUCAAUAUGUGGUAUUGAAGUCAAUCACAUGGAUAUGUGUUAGAGAACACAUGAUCGGACUGACCCGCUAUGAGAACUCUGCAAGAUUGUUAUAUGAGUGUCAUAAGAGUUUCUCAUUACGACUAUAGAGUAUAGUCCUUAGACCUGAGUUCGUCAUGAUUCUUUACUGGUGGAUUAGUUCACUUUGACCUUGUCAAACGUCAGCCGUAACUGGUGAUUAUAAAGGCAUUGAUUAGGUGUUCUAUGAAGUUUGUAAGGAACAUGGAUGGAACAAGAUGGAAUUUGUCCCUCCCAUAUAACGGGAGAUAAAUAUCUCUGGGUCUAUCGAAGAUUUGAUACUGAGAAAUGCAUGGCCAUGCUCAAAUGAGGUGAAUGUCAGUCGUUUGUUUUAUCAGUAUAAAUCAGAGUUCGAUAAAUGUGAUCUAACUGAAUAAGGAUGACACUAGUUCUUGCCUUAUGCUGAGAUCGAGAUAUAGAGACAAAGGGAUUAUGAGAAUAGAUGAUUCUAGUACAAGUGGGAGAUUGUUGGGAAUGUCCUAAAAUCAUUUGUACUUACUCUAGUAAAAGUCGUAGUGUCGAGGUUUGACAAUCAUAUAAUAUUAGGUGGUUAUAAUGUUUUGCUAGAAGCCGCUUAUAAUCUAUGAAUUAAGAAUUCAUUAUUAAUAUUAUAUGAUCCUACAGGGUCACACACCUAAGUAAAUUGGAUCAAGUUACAAUUAGUUUUAAUUCAGAUUAAAACGAGUUUUGGGUUAGUGAAUUAUGAAUUCAUUUUAUAUAUAUGUGAUAUAUAUUAAUCUUAUAAUACAUAUAAGUAUGCAUAUCUUAAUAGGCAAUUAAACCAAUUAGUUGAAUUGGUUAAAGGGCUCAGCCCAUGCGACAAUUAGGUCACGUAUGUGUUUGAUGGGUGUGGUACAUAUAUAUAUGUUUAUAAGAUAGAAAAAGAGGCGAUGUUGUCUCACGUGAAACCCUAAUAGCUUGAGAUUUGAACUCGGCGGCACUAGCAUCCCGUAUCGAUCCAGUUUGUGUGCGUGUGGAUACCGGUAGAGGCACGACAUUUGGAGUGCUAGAAUUCUCGACUUGGUUUAUUUAUCCUUCCGCUGCGAGUAACCAGGUAUAUCCGAAACUCUAAGAUCUAAGUUUAAUUUCAGUAUUGACAUGAGAUUCUAGGCAUAUGAAUUCAUAGGUUGAUUUAAAAAUCGUUAUAAACCGGUAUGAAUUCCUACAAUUUCAACUUUUUAAUUAAUUAUGAAAUUAAUAUUUGAAUUUUAAUUCCGAAACUGAUAUUGAAAUUUAAUAAAUUUAGUUUAUAGAUUAAUAGAUUCAAAAUUUCAAAUUAAGAGUUUGUUAAUCACUAAAUUUUUGUGACUAAAACUUGUAAAGAUAUCAAUAAUGUAGUUGCUAAAUUGUCAUAAAUCUUUAUGACUAAUUUGUAACUAACUAUCAAUAUAGUAGUCACCAAUUAGUCACUAGCUUUAGCCACUAAAGAGGUUAGAUUUAGUGGUAAAUUUUGCAACUACUUUGUCACUAUCGUUAAAAUAUCUCCAAAUUGCAACUCCGAUUUGUGACUUCAAUGGUAGUCUUACAUUAGUUACAAAAUUAGCCACUAAUUGUGAUGUCUCACUUUAGUCGCAACAUGCCAACUAAUUUGCGACUACAAUGAUUUGCGACGAGCUUUUUCUAACGUUCACGGGCAGUUGCAAAAAAGUCUUAAAAAACUUAUUUGCUCCUAUUCUGUUACUAUAAUUGCAGUGGCAAAAUGGAUGUUUUCUUGUAGUGGCAACCGUAUCAUGUUUUUUACUGCACCAGCUUAUUGGACUCCUUCCAAGGUAGAAGAUGUGACCCAUAGUACUUCUACCAUCAUCAGGAUCCGUAUUAUAGCUACUAUCACUAUAACCAACCAGCUUUGAUGUCUAUUUUGAUCGACCAAACGUCAAGCCUAACGUAGUAGUACCUUGUAGAUAACGCAAACAUUGCUUUACAGCUACCUCAUGUGAUUCCUUUGGACUCGCCAUGUAUCUACUCAACACUCUAAUACAAUAAGACAAGUCUACGCAACAAAUAACGAAAACACCCUAUAACCUUCAUGUAGUUAGUCGCAUCAAUGUCUCUCUCUUUAUCGCAUCAAUGUCUCUCUCUUUAUCGGACUUGGCUAACUUGAGCCAUGCUUCCAUAGCUAUGUGAACAGAGUUGCAGUCUCUCAUUCCAGCUUCUUCAAGUAUCUUUAGAGCAUAACGAUUUUGACUCAAAGUUAUACCCUCUUCAUGUUGCUUUUCCUCAAUACCAAGAUAGUAGGUAAGCCUUCCUAAAUCACUCAUCUCAAAUCUCAUGGCCAUCUCUCUUUUAAACUCUUCAAUCAUCCUCAUAUUGGCUUGGAACCACUUUCUCUUCGUUUAGGUAUAUGAACUCAUGUAGCAAGAGCUCAUCUGCUUCUUGAGUAUCAUUAUUCUCGGUCUCUUGUAUUUCUUGAAGCUUUAAUAGACAGCCAGGACAUUCGGUCACAUAGUGACCUAGCUUGUCGCAACGAUAACAGAUGAAUUUUGAAGGAUCUCGUGGGGUGUAAUACCUGCCUCGUCCUCAUCCCCUAUUGUUGUAAUACCUUCCUCCGCGACCUCUGUCUCUGUUAUCAUUACUGGAACCACAGUUUGACUGUGAUUCCAUGUUUGCAUACAUCAGUUUGCUCUGAUCAUCAUGAACCUCUUCUUCUUACGUGACCCUCUCUUCGUAUGCUUUCAAACGCCCAACAAUGUCUUCAAAGAUUGUUGUCUUGAGAUCUAUUACGUGCUCUAAUGUAGCCACAAUAUGGAUAUACUUUUUUCGGGGAAGACACUUGAGAAACUUCUUAACCAGCUUAGAUUCUUCAAUUUCUUCUCCGAAAACAGUAGACUUUGAAGAUAUCUCAGAUUAGUUUCCAACAAAAUCAUUUAUCUUGCCAUUAGUGUUUGCAAUCGAGCUUCCUUUACUCUUUCUGCUCUUACAUACCUUGCUUUGAUCGCAUCCCAAACUUUCUUCGCCGUCCUCAACUCUCCUACUUGUAAGACCAAUGUCUCUGGUAUCGACUGAAAUAAUAGUGCCAUAGCCAUAUCGUUCCUUUCAUCCUUCUCUGCUUCUGUUUCUACGAUUUCCUAGACCUUGUGUACUCUAAGGAGAAUCCUCAUUCUCAUAGUCCACACGGUGUAAUUUGUAGUAUUCAAUAUAUGACACUUAAUGGAGGAAGAUCCUCCUUCCUUUGUAGUCGACGUUGACGCGACCACAAGAUCACCCAUGGUUAUCGAACCUCAAGCUCUGAUAAUUGUUAUCAAACUCAUAUGUAUGAAACUUGAAGAUAAUAAGAACUAACUCUUCUUAUUGCUUAAGAAACUCGCUCAAAACUUAAGCUCUCAAAACUCACACACAAGACAAUGCCACAACUCGACAUUGCUUUAUAUAAGACCACACAUAUCCUAAUCCUAAUUGUAAACACAUAUAUUUAGAUAACUCCUAAAUAUAAUUUUGAUCCUUAUCUCUAAAGAUCAUAAACUCAAUAGGACUAGGAUAGCUUGACACUCAAGCUUUUUUCAAGCUUAUUUCAACAAACCUGUGGCAAACUUUCUUUCAGCUUGACGUCUUGACACAUUUCUUCCUCACAUGUGUUGAAUAUUCUAUCAUCUUCCGGAAGAUGGAGCAUAACAUUCAUUUUCUUUAUCAUAUUCAGCCCGAUUGUCUUUUCCAUUCAAUACAUGUCUUUAGAUUGCCACCGAAUGAAGAGCAUUAACAUUCAUUUUCUUUAAAUUUCCCUUGCAGUCAAGAUCUUUUAAUUCUCAGAGCAGUAUGAAUUCUUCAAAACUUCCACAAGUUUUCUUCAUAUAUAUAUAAAUGUGAUGAAAGAGAUGGUCCAAAAUAAAAUAUUACACAUGAAAAAAUCUAACUUAUAUUUUGAUAGGAUAAAUAGAUGUUAACAAAAUUAAAUAAAGGUUGUGAAAAAAAAAAUUGAAUACAGUAUAAUUAAAUACACCUAUUCCUGCAGAAAUUAGGAAAUCGAGUUUUGGAAGGAGAAGUGUAAAAUAUUUGUGCGUCAAUUAGUAGUUCUGGCCCAAGUUCAAAGUCAAGGUAUAAUUGUUGGGACUAAAACGAUAGUCAUAUUUUCUGUUUCAUGUUAUGACGGUGGAGUCUUACCUAACAAAUGGCAAAAAAAAAUAGCAAACUCGUUAUGAAAAGGAAAACAGAAGCAAACCCUUGGCUAUAAAUAAGAAGCAAGUCCUUACUACAAAACCAUUAAUCGUCCGGACAUGACAUCUAUGGAGAGACCCCUAAAGUUUAAACAAGCUGGUACUGCUGCUUCGUUAGGAAGAGAAACCAAACGAAGAAGAAGAAGUAGUAGAAGAAGAAGAAGAAGAGCGAUUCAUAUCCCCAACGAUAUUGUAGAAGAAGUUCUCGUGAGGCUCCCAGUGAUAUCGGUCACCAGAUUCCAAACUGUGUCGAAAGACUGGAGAUCUCUGAUCAGGUCGAGGGGUUUCGGUGAAAGAUACGCAUCUUAUCACAAUAACAAGAACCCUAAACUCUUGUGUGUGUGCGAUGAUUUAGUGAACCGUGCGAAAAACACCCUUCAUUCAACGACAAUGACACUGGAGACGAUGACGGCUUCUCGAGACCACCGCUACGUACGGUCAGAGAAACUCAAGAAAUUCACAGGGUUUCUCGAAACCUCCGAGAGCUGCGACGGUCUUGUCUGCAUCUACGGCAUGACAAUCCCAAUAAAACUGAUGAACGCUGCCUCUGGGAAGUCAACACGACUCCCUCUAGCGAAUAUUCAGCGACUUCAUAUUGACCAUCCGAACCCGCAACUGAAGCUUGUUGAGGAUUUAUGUCAAGAACCAGAUCAGUUCCGUGCUUUUACUCGGUUAGGGUUUGGGAAAGACACCGUUACGGGAAUAUGUAAGCUUGUUUGGCUAUAUAAUAAAUAUCCUCCUGCUAGUGCUAGUGCUAGUACUAGUUCGACCAGUUGUGAGGUUUUGGAUCUUUUUGAGGAUAAGAUCAAAUGGAGGUUCGUGAGUACUGCCGCUCUCGAUCAUCAUCACGUCUCGGAUAGUCCGAGGCCAGUGUUUGCAAACGGAUCCUUCUACUGGCUCACUGGAGAUGGAGAAGGAUAUCCAACAACACAAACCAAACUCAUAGUUUUCGAUAUUCAUACAGAGAUGUUUCAAGUCACGGAAACGCCGCCUUUCGUAAAGCGUGACGCGUGUGGCGACAAGAUUGGUGUAUGCAAUCUCGAUGGUUGUCUCUGCGUUUCUGAACUGAAGGCGGAUUGUAAGCAAGAGUUUUGGUGGAGGGUUAAAGACCAACUGUGGGAGAAGAUCUUCUCGGUUGACUUGAAUUCUACUUCGACAUGGUUUGGUGGUGUCACAUCGCAGCCUCUCACGCCCUUGACCAUUUUGAAAGACAAAAAUAAGGUCAUCCUCUCGCUCAGCUAUCAAGAUAACCUUGUGUCCUUUGAUCUUGAUCCUCACUCGACUGUUUAUCAUCUGUAUUUAUCUGGUUACUACGGUUUAGCUGUUCCUUACUUUCCAAGUUUAUUUACUAUCUUGUAAACAAAAGAGUUCGUUGUGUACGUUGAUUAAUAAAUAAAACUCAUGUAUAUCAAAUUAAUUAUAUGUUUUUUCCUAUUUGUAAUUUUCAAGUUAUUAUCAACUUUUCUCAUAAUGGAAUAGACUAUUGGUCCAGUUUGAUAUUCAGGCAUUAGUUUAAUAACUCUUUAGGCUUCAGCUCGAUUCACAAUGUAUAAACAAAGUACGAGCAAGUGGGGUUCAUGUGUGUAUUUGAUUUGAUGCUCAUGCCUUCAAAACUCUAUCAUUCAACAGUGAUAAGAGAUGGCUGUUUUCAAUAGUACUUUUCGUUGUCCAUUAUGGUUCCAUGAUCAGAAAGGCUACACAAUAAUAUCUAGGCUUCUUUGUUGUGAUAUUGACAAUAUUUAUCAUUAUGUUGCUUUUGAAAAUGGAUUACUCUGUUUUGGAGAACUUUGUUUUUUAUUCCUUUUCAUUUGGGCAAAGCUUUUUCAUAAGUUUUGUUUUAAGCAAAUUUGAAACAUUUGGGAUAACCUAAACAUAUGGGCCUGGGCUAUUUAUCACAUUGGAUCAUCUCGCUAGCAGUUGAUAAGAAACUCCGACCUUUGUGUCUUCUAGUGUUUCAGGCUGUUUUCUACUACACUUGGAAGGAGAGAAAUUCGAGACUCCACAACAAUAUUCACAAGCCGGCACACUCAUUGAUCAAGGAGAUUCACCUUCAGGUUCGAGCACGCCUUUUGGGACUGGAUAGGGAAACUCUCACCAAAACAGCUUCUUCUCAUCAUCUCAGCUCAAACACACGCCUUCAAAGCAAGCCAUCGAUGCUCUCACCAAAACUUGCUUCAUUUCAGUUUCUAUUUUCAAAUAUGGGCAUAGUUUUAAGCCUUGUAACCAUCUAGGGAAAUUGCCACAAAUACCGCAUUCAUAGUACCGUUUUUCAUGUUUACAAUAACCAUUUUUACCCUCACUUUUAAUGAAGAGUAAAAGACACUUAUACCCAUAGGGUUAACUAAUCUAGACU